Molecule: messenger RNA, 744 nt
Organism: Durio zibethinus
Lineage: Eukaryota; Viridiplantae; Streptophyta; Magnoliopsida; Malvales; Malvaceae
Source: RefSeq, a predicted model, not a curated record
AUGAAUGAUGAAUAUUCUACUUUGAUGCAAAAUAAUAUUUGGUCUUUAGUGCCUCGUAAUUCAUCCAUGAAUAUUGUUGGUUGUCAUUGGAUUUAUAAAAUCAAAGAGCAAGUUGAUGGUACCAUUGAAUGGUAUAAAGCAAGAUUAGUAGCCAAAGGCUUCAUACAACUAGAAGGUAUUGACUUUGACUCCACAUUUAGUCUUAUUGUUAUGGCCACCAUUAUUCGAAUUGUUCUCUCUAUUGUUGUUAGUAGAUUAUGGUCCAUUAGGCAAUUAGAUGUCAAAAAUGCAUUUUUAUAUGGCAAGUUGCAUGAAGAAGUUUAUAUGAGAUUUAGUUCUGUUCUUCAUGCCUUUAGUUUCAAAAGUAGUCAAGCAGAUCCUUUUAUGUUUUCUUCACAAUUUUCAAUGAAAUAUCUCGAUGAUCUUUAUUAUUUUCUUGGAAUAAAGUCACAUCGUACACUUAAUCAUUUAGCUUUGCAAUAUCUUACCUUUACUAAACCUAACAUUACCUAUGCUAUACAACAAGUCUAUCAAUUUAUGCAUGCACCUUCUGAUAUUCAUUUUCAAGCUGUAAAACGAAUCUUGAGAUAUCUUAAAGGAACUAUCAAUUGUGGUAUUCAAUUACUUCCUUGCACUACACCGAAUCUAGUAUGCUAUGUUGAUGCUGAUUGGGUUGAUUGUCCAUACACUAAACGUUCUACAAUGGGUCACUGUGUUUUCUUAAGUUCCAAUCCUAUUUCAUAG